GUGAUUGUGUUAAGUGAAUAGUGUGUUAUUAAGUUUAAAAUGGCGGACGUUUUAAAUGAAAUACCUUCUAAAUCGGAAAGUACAUUCGGCAUACGGCACGUGAUAACAUUCCUCCUGUUCCUGGCUAUCACGGUGUCUUACGCGACCCGGGUCAGCAUGAGCGUCGCAAUCGUCGCGAUGACAAGCCCGAAUGAUUACGGAUAUCCGGUUUUCGAUUGGGAGAAAAGCAUACAGGACACGAUCCUCUCAUCCUUCUUCUGGGGUUACGUGGUGCUGCAGAUCCCUGCUGGUAUGCUGGCGGGUCGAUUUGGUGGCAACUUCCUGAUCCUCGGUGGUAUGGUGUGCACAGGAAUUGUGAAUUUGCUGGUACCUAUCGCUGCAGUGCAUGGUAACUGGAUGGCAGUAUGUGCAUGUCGGAUAGUAAUGGGACUGACUCAAGGUCUACUAUAUCCUUGUGUACAUGGUUUCCUGGGACACUGGGCUCCUGAAGCUGAAAGGAGUCGACUGGGGACAUUUGUUUAUGCUGGCGCACAAUUAGGAACAAUAAUUGAAAUGAUGACUUCAAGUCUUCUCUCGGCCAGUCGGUGGGGCUGGCCCUCGGUGUUCUACGUCGCUGGCAUCUGCUGUAUAAUCUGGUCAGCAGCGUGGCUAGUGCUGGGAGCGUCCACACCUGGUACCAGCAGGUGGAUAUCGAAGGAAGAGAGAAAGUAUAUUGAGACGAAUGCUGCUUCGAGUGAUAUUGAAUCGAAUAAGAAAUUAUCUACUCCAUGGACGAGAAUCUUGUCAUCUUUACCGUUCUGGGCCAUUCUGAUCGCUCACUGCGGCCAGAGUUUAGGCUUUUGGACUCUCCUCACAGAACUGCCGUCGUAUAUGAGUAACGUCCUAAAAGUUAAUAUCAAAGAUAAUGGACUAUUGUCAGCGCUGCCAUAUUUAGCCAUGUACCUUCUAAGUUUUGUAUUCAGUUGGCUCGCUGAUUUUCUUGUCAACAGAAAUCUUAUAAGAAAAGUUACUUCAAGGAAGAUAUUCAACACAAUUGCGUUCUGGGGUCCAGCGGUAGCGUUAUUAAUACUAUCGUACCUACCACCUGGACAUCUGGCGCUGGCUGUGGUCAUUCUAACAUUCACCGUGGGUCUGAAUGGAGCACAUUAUGUUGGAUUCAUGCUAUCCCAUUUGGAUUUAUCACCUAACUUCGCCAGUACCCUGAUGGGUAUAACGAAUGCUGUGGCUGGUAUAUUCUCAAUCAUGGCUCCUCUGAGCGUAUCAGUCGUAGUACAAGAUCAGACAGAAGCCUCGGAAUGGCGGAAGGUCUUCUUCAUUUCAAUAGCGAUGUACUUCCUCGGUAACCUAUUCUACAUACUGUUCAUUGCUGGUGAGACGCAGGAAUGGAAUGAGCCAGUGCAGGACAAUGAUGAAGAGAUUGCAAAGAAGAACGAGGAAGAAAAAGUUUCCAAAUUCUGAAAUAGCAUCCGUCAAGAUAAAUUAAAUUAUCUUUACUUUUGACGAAAGUAAAUAGAAAACCUUACAAAUAUUUUCAACUUGUAAUUGCAAUUUGUGAUAAAUUAAAAAAGACAUAUUAGGUAGGUAUUUAAUUGAAAACUACAAGAAUAUUUUUAAAAAUUGUUUUUCAAUUUGUAUUGUACAUCAUUACAGUAACUAUUGUCUAUAUAUAUGUACAUUAGCCUACAUAUAUAUCAUUAGCAAUUACCAGUACAUUUGUCCAUUGUCCAAUAUAUAUAAAUUUCUCCCUAUAAUAUUAGUUAUCUGCGAGUGAAAGUCCUGACAAAAUCAGUCCAGCUGUUUCAUAGAUUAGCAAGAACAAAC
Achroia grisella is the source of this 1821-nucleotide messenger RNA. Its product is annotated as putative inorganic phosphate cotransporter. NCBI's taxonomy places the organism in Eukaryota, Metazoa, Arthropoda, Insecta, Lepidoptera, Pyralidae. Bases 40 to 1458 code for a protein of 472 amino acids. Gene Ontology annotation, cellular component: plasma membrane. Gene Ontology annotation, molecular function: transmembrane transporter activity. Gene Ontology annotation, biological process: transmembrane transport; monoatomic anion transport. The record is from RefSeq and is a predicted model, not a curated record. The transcript has 11 exons.